This is a messenger RNA of Aegilops tauschii subsp. strangulata, 3256 nucleotides long. Lineage: Eukaryota; Viridiplantae; Streptophyta; Magnoliopsida; Poales; Poaceae. The record is from RefSeq and is a predicted model, not a curated record.
CCCCCCACCCCCUUCAUGUUCCUCCCUCGAGCCACCACCUCGCUCCACUCCCUGCUGCGAUGCCAGUUCCGCCCGCUCCCCUCGCCUAAAACCCUAGCCAUUACCCUCGCCCCGCCGCCCCUGCUCCUCUGCCCCCGCCUCUGCUCCUCUUCCUCCUCCUCCUCCCGCCGCGCCCCCACUGCCGCCGUCAAAUCCGGCGAGAAGAGGCCGCCCGCGAGGUUGAGGAGGGCGGAGGCGGUGCCGCCGCUAGCCGCGGGAGGAGCGGCCAUGUCGUCCUCGGGAGGCGCCGGGGGGAAGCGCUCCGUGGCGGAUGUGCUCAUGGGGAACGCGCGGGACGCCGCCAGGAAGGCCAAGAAGGGGGCCCCGGCCGCCUCCGGGGUCCCGUCUCCGAAGAAGCCCAGGACGAAGACGGCCGCCGAGGCCGACGGCGCGACGGCCGAGCGGGCGGUGGACGAGAAACCGCCUUCGCCGGCCAAGUCGCCCGUCAAGUCAAAGCGCCCGUCGUCGCCACCCAAGUCCAAGUCGAAGGCCGACGACGCUCCUGAGGCCAAGAAGAGGUCCCCGUCGCCCACGAGGUCCAAAACGCUAGCCGCGGCCGCGAAAUUGGAGGCCGCGGAGAAGCCCCUGUCGCCGAAGAGGGCCAAAACCCUAGCGGCCAAAUCUGACGCCAAGCCCUCUGACCAAGCCCUUGUCUCUCAAUCUAAAGACCAAGCGUCUCAAUCCGAGGAUAAGAAGACCAAAAUCUCAAAUGCCACCAAGUCAGAGGAGGUGAAUACCACUCUCGAGCUCAAGAAGAAAGGCAGUGAGUUUGAUCCCAUGGCUGCUGCCUACUGGAAGCCUGGCGAGCCUGUGCCAUUCCUCUUCUUGGCUCGGGCACUCGACCUCAUCUCCAACGAGUCUGGCCGGAUUGUCAUUACAGAGAUCCUGUCAAACGUGUUCCGUACGAUUAUUGCCACAACACCAGAGGAUCUCCUUGCCACAGUAUACCUCUCGGCUAACCGGAUUGCGCCACCUCACGAAGGGAUUGAGCUUGGUAUUGGGGAUGCAUCAAUCAUCCGUGCACUUUCCGAGGCAUAUGGCCGCAAAGAGGAGCAUGUCAAAAAGAACCUCAAGGAAUUGGGUGAUUUGGGGCUUGUGGCAAAAGCAAGCAGGUCGUCACAGAAGAUGAUGUACAAGCCAAAACCACUGACAAUAUCACGUGUGCUUGAUACCUUUCGUACAAUCGCAAAGGAAUCUGGCAAAGACAGUCAAGAUAAGAAAAGAAGCCAUAUCAAAGGACUUCUUGUUGCUGCAACAGACUGUGAACCCCAAUACAUUAUACGACUUCUUCAGUCGAAGAUGCGUAUUGGGUUGGCAGAGAAAACUGUCCAAAUGGCUCUUGGGCAAGCUGCUGUAUAUUCUGAAAAAGGGUCCCCGCCAAAAAAAGUCCAAUCACCUUUUGAAGAGGCCGCAAAAAUAAUUAAAGAAGCAUAUUCAGUUCUUCCAAUCUAUGAUAAAAUUGUCCCGACUCUUCUUGAUGCUGGUGUUUGGAAACUUCCAGAAACAUGCAAUUUCUCCAUAGGUGUCCCUGUUGGUCCUAUGUUGGCAAAAGCAACGAAAUCUGUCUCAGAGAUUAUCGACAAGUUUCAAGGUCGUGAGUACACUUGUGAGUACAAGUAUGACGGUGAACGGGCCCAGAUUCAUUGCAUGGAGGAUGGAACAGUAGAAAUUUAUAGUCGGAACGCUGAAAGGAAUACUGGGAAGUACCCUGAUGUUGUUGAUGCAAUUUCUAGAAUCCGAAAGCCUACAGUUAAGUCAUUUGUCUUAGAUUGCGAAAUUGUUGCUUAUGACCGCGAAAAGAAAAGAAUUUUACCCUUUCAGAUACUCAGCACAAGGGCCCGCAAGGGUGUUACUAUAAAUGACAUCAAAGUAUCAGUCUGUACUUUUGGCUUUGAUAUCCUUUACAUCAAUGGGAAACCUCUUCUCCAGGAACAACUUAAAGUUCGCCGAGAGCAUCUUUACAACUCUUUUGAGGAAGUGCCAGGUGUUUUUCAACUGGCAACUGCAAUUACAUCAAAUGACCUCGAGGAGAUACAAAAAUUUCUUGACUUAUCUGUCAACUCCAGUUGUGAAGGGUUGAUUAUCAAGACAUUGGAUACGGAUGCUACAUAUGAGCCGGCGAAGCGGUCAAACAAUUGGUUGAAAUUGAAGAAAGAUUACAUGGACAGUGUUGGAGACUCUUUAGACUUAGUGCCAAUUGCUGCUUUUCAUGGAAGAGGAAAACGAACAGGUGUAUAUGGGUCGUUCCUCUUGGCAUGCUAUGAUGAGCAUAAUGAAGAAUACCAAACAAUCUGCAAUAUAGGUAUAUUUUUUGUAACCCUAAAUUACUUGAAUGGUGAAUCAAUUCUUUAUAUUCUUCAUAUUUAUAUAAUUGUAGGUACUGGAUUUUCUGAGCAACAACUUGAAGAACGUUCUACGAGCCUUCGAAGUAAAGUAAUAAAGAACCCAAAGGCAUAUUAUAGGUUCGCUGACACAACUGACCCAGAUGUGUGGUUUGAGCCGUCAGAGGUGUGGGAGGUCAAAGCUGCUGAUUUGAGCAUAAGUCCAGUUCAUCGUGCUGCUAAUGGGAUAGUUGAUCCAAAUAAGGGUAUCUCUCUAAGAUUUCCUCGUUUGUUGCGGGUGCGUGAUGAUAAAAACCCAGAACAUGCAACCACAGCUGAGCAAGUUGCUGACAUGUAUCGUGCUCAAAAAAUAAACCACUCGCACAACCAAGAAGAUGAGGAUGAUGACUGAGAUUGACCCCAUUUUUAUGUGCAUUUGUAUGCACGACUUGUUGAGCUUUUCUCGCAGGGUGGCACGGCGUGACCUUCACUACAGCUGGUGUCAGGCUCGGGCUAUUACAAAGCUAUCUUCGCCGAUUAGGGCUCUGGAGGGCGGACAUGUUUACUGUCGUAUUCUUCGCCCAGACUACCGCCUCACGGUAGUGCGCCAUUUCCAGCUCCUCUGCUCCGCCAGCGUUGUCUUCGUCUUAAGAGCAUCUCCAGCUGUUGGCUCUCCAAAAGGCAUAAAAAUUGCCUUAUGAGGGGCGAGCCGGCGGUAUAAUCAGCUCUGGGACGGUUGGGCAUCCAGCCGUUGCCCUAGGCGUUGAUAUCGGCCCUAUUUCUGGUUGCUUUUCGGUCCACUCUCAGCGAAAAAAGGCCUGAUAUCGACGCGAAUCGGCUCAUAUUCAGCGUGGUUCGGCGUGAAUUCUCAACAUAAGUAAAUUUUUUAUCACAUA